ACAUUCCAAAACCCCUGUGCAGCCUGAGGCGCGCGGGCCUGCCCCUGGAGCUCAGUGUCCUCUGCGCCUGUCUGCGCCUUAUGGUUGGCUUCCCAGAGGCGGACCGCAGGGACUGCCGGCCACUCCCCAUGGCCAGCCGGCCACACGCAGAGCCCCGCACAAACUUGAUCCUUCAGGAACUUUCCAGGAGACUGCCUCUGGGAGGAGAGAAGGAAGAAUCCUGUUCAGAAAUGAGGCGAAUUAAUGUCUGGACACCGUUACAUGAAGUGUUUUAAAACUGCCCUGACCAUCUUGCCAAAUGAGUCUCUGUUCAUGAGACCCAACAAGAUGAACCAGCCAAGGAGGGAUGGUGUCCUGCCCUGUAUGAACAGUGACUGCUGACGUCUGAGAGCAAGCUGGGGGUACUGACUGUUGUCUGCCAAUACCAUGAAGGAGGUGGUUUAUUGGUCACCCAAGAAGGUGGCAGAGUGGCUGCUGGAGAAGGCUAUGCCAGAAUACUGUGAACCUCUAGAGCAUUUCACAGGCCAGGACUUGAUCAACCUAACCCAAGAGGAUUUCAAAAAACCCCCACUGUGCCGCGUCUCGUCUGACAAUGGGCAGCGGCUCUUAGAUAUGAUAGAGACCCUCAAGAUGGAGCACCAUAUGGAAGCACACAAGAAUGGCCACGCCAACGGGCACCUCAGCGUUGGCGUUGACAUUCCCAACCCUGAUGGCAGCUUCAGCAUCAAGAUUAAACCUAACGGAAUGCCAAACGGGUAUAGGAAAGAGAUGAUAAAGAUCCCCAUGCCAGAGCCGGAGCGCUCCCAGUACCCCAUGGAGUGGGGCAAAACUUUUCUGGCCUUUCUUUAUGCACUUUCCUGUUUUGUUCUCACUACAGUGAUGAUCUCGGUCGUCCAUGAACGAGUACCUCCUAAGGAGGUGCAGCCUCCACUACCGGACACAUUUUUUGACCAUUUUAACCGGGUGCAGUGGGCCUUUUCUAUUUGCGAAAUUAACGGCAUGAUCCUUGUAGGACUCUGGUUAAUUCAGUGGCUGCUCUUAAAAUACAAGUCUAUUAUUAGCAGAAGAUUUUUCUGCAUAGUUGGCACGCUGUACCUGUAUCGGUGUAUUACAAUGUAUGUAACUACACUCCCAGUACCUGGCAUGCAUUUCAACUGUUCUCCGAAGCUCUUUGGAGACUGGGAAGCUCAAGUGCGGAGGAUAAUGAAGCUCAUUGCUGGAGGUGGCUUGUCCAUCACAGGCUCGCACAACAUGUGUGGGGACUAUCUGUACAGUGGCCACACCGUCAUGCUAACCCUCACCUACUUAUUUAUCAAAGAGUAUUCCCCUCGGCGACUCUGGUGGUACCACUGGAUCUGCUGGCUCCUCAGCGUCGUUGGAAUCUUCUGUAUUCUCUUAGCACAUGACCACUACACUGUGGACGUGGUGGUGGCUUAUUACAUCACCACGAGACUCUUCUGGUGGUAUCACACGAUGGCCAAUCAGCAAGUGCUAAAGGAAGCUUCCCAGAUGAACCUCCUGGCCAGGGUGUGGUGGUACAGGCCAUUUCAGUACUUUGAAAAGAAUGUCCAAGGAAUUGUACCUCGAUCUUACCAUUGGCCCUUCCCCUGGCCAGUAGUCCACCUUGGUAGGCAAGUCAAAUAUAGCCGGUUGGUAAACGACACAUAACAGCUCUACCAACUAGGGGAAUGAGGAACUGUCCGAAGUGCUAAGAACUCCAUGAGAGAAAAUGCCAUAAAAUAGACACCUCCCUACUGCUAUUAUCUUUCAACAGUUACCUUGACUUAACCUAUUGAGUUACCUGGUCAGCACUGUGAUCUUUUUUUUUUCUCUCCAAAGGACCUGCGUUGGACAACAAUAAAGAAAAUUUAC
Messenger RNA from Acomys russatus (golden spiny mouse), 1872 nucleotides. It is a transcript of the gene Sgms1, whose product is annotated as sphingomyelin synthase 1. Lineage: Eukaryota; Metazoa; Chordata; Mammalia; Rodentia; Muridae. Gene Ontology annotation, cellular component: Golgi membrane; endoplasmic reticulum membrane. Gene Ontology annotation, molecular function: protein binding; ceramide cholinephosphotransferase activity; sphingomyelin synthase activity. The record is from RefSeq and is a predicted model, not a curated record. The coding region runs from base 427 to 1668 and encodes 413 amino acids. The transcript has 6 exons. Gene Ontology annotation, biological process: sphingomyelin biosynthetic process; ceramide biosynthetic process.